This is a messenger RNA of Penicillium daleae, 984 nucleotides long. RefSeq lists its product as uncharacterized. The coding region runs from base 1 to 984 and encodes 327 amino acids. The record is from RefSeq and is a predicted model, not a curated record. The transcript has a single exon. Gene Ontology annotation, biological process: L-arabinose metabolic process. Gene Ontology annotation, molecular function: alpha-L-arabinofuranosidase activity. NCBI's taxonomy places the organism in Eukaryota, Fungi, Ascomycota, Eurotiomycetes, Eurotiales, Aspergillaceae.
AUGCGAUCUCCAUUGGCCAAGACAGACCUGUGGGCGUCCAUUGCCCUGAUCCUGGCAUCGGCGAGCACCGUUACAGCCAGUUGCAGUCUUCCAUCAACCUACAGCUGGACAUCCACCGGCCCUCUAGCACAGCCCAAGUCAGGCUGGGCCGCGCUGAAAGACUUCACCCACGUCGUCUACAAUGGCCAGCAUCUCGUUUACGGCUCCGUCGCCGACACAUCCGGCAACUACCACUCAAUGAACUUUGGCCUCUUCUCCGACUGGUCCAGCAUGGGCUCAGCAAGCCAAAACCAAAUGACCAAUUCCGCCGUCGCGCCAACAUUAUUCUACUUCGCCCCGAAGUCUACCUGGGUCCUCGCCUAUCAAUGGGGUUCCACCACCUUCUCCUACCGCACCUCCAGCGACCCCUCCAAUGCAAAUGGAUGGUCCUCCGAGAACGCGCUGUUCUCCGGCACAAUCUCCGGCAGCGGCACGGGCGCAAUCGACCAAACCGUCAUCGGCGACUCCCAAAACAUGUACCUCUUCUUCGCUGGCGACAACGGCAAGAUCUACCGCGCCAGCAUGCCCAUCGGCAAUUUCCCCGGCUCCUUCGGCACAGCCUCGGAAGUGGUGCUCAGCGAUUCAACCAACAACCUCUUCGAAGCCGUGCAGGUCUAUACCGUCUCGGGACAGAACCAGUACCUGAUGAUCGUGGAGGCAAUGGGCGCGAAUGGGCGGUACUUCCGCUCCUUCACGGCGACCAGUCUAGGCGGGUCGUGGACUGUGCAGGCGGGUUCGGAGAGUCAGCCGUUUGCGGGCAAGGCGAAUAGCGGUGCGACUUGGACGAAUGAUAUCAGUCAUGGCGAUUUGGUUCGUAGUAACCCGGAUCAGACUAUGACUAUUGACCCGUGCAAUUUGCAGUUCUUGUACCAGGGGCGGGACCCGAGUGUCAACCCCUCGUAUAAUCUGCUUCCGUACCGGCCGGGUGUUUUGACGCUGAAAUAG